Corticium candelabrum is the source of this 1304-nucleotide messenger RNA. RefSeq names its product macrophage scavenger receptor types I and II-like. The coding region runs from base 36 to 1139 and encodes 367 amino acids. The record is from RefSeq and is a predicted model, not a curated record. The transcript is spliced from 12 exons. Lineage: Eukaryota; Metazoa; Porifera; Homoscleromorpha; Homosclerophorida; Plakinidae.
CUGCAUCCCUGCGCUGUUACGUCUAGAGGCGAGAAAUGUUGGAUCGUCGUUACCUCUUUCCUUUGUUUGUGGGACUGCUGGCAGGAGUGCUGCUCGUUCUCAAAAACACGAAAGCAGAUAACGAGACCUGCCUUACAACCAUUCUGUUUCGAGCGGUUUCUGAAUUGCAAGACAAAGUGAAUGCGAUAGAAACGGAAGUACGUGAUUUGAAAAGUGACCUGAAUAGUGAAAAAGAAAACAGGAUUAAGUUGGAGGAGGAGGUUCGAGAACUGACAUCUCUGCUUGGAAAAUACACUGAGGUUUCCAACCAAAGCUUGACAACGAUACAACUUGAAGUGAGUGACAUAAAAAGUCAAAUAGAGAGUGAAAGAGAAAAAAGAAUCAACUUGGAGAGCGCGAACAGUGAAUUGCAAGUAAUCACCAUUCAACUUCAAGGAGACAGCAUGCAUCUCAACCAGAGCUCAAUACAAUUGAAGCAACAAGUAGAAGACGUAGAGCAUCAAUUUCAGCAGCAAAUCAGACAAUCCGCUCACCUGCAGAAUGUUUCGUCAGAAUUGCAAGAAGACGUUACUGAACUGCAAGCAUCUAAUUCUAAUUUAUCAGCAGCUGUUGCUCAAUUUCGAGAAGAUCUACAAGAUAUUGCUAACGCAACGUCCAUGAAAAGCGCGGAAGCAUCUCCAGGACCACCCGGACCAACCGGACCAAUUGGACCGCCCGGACCAACCGGACCAAUUGGACCGCCCGGACCACAGGGUCCAAAGGUGUAUGUUGGAGAGUGGACACCUAUACUGGCAUCAAGUGGCUCUUGCGACCUCGCAAACAACCCCACUCUAACAAAACACAAUACCUCGGGUAGUAUUCCACAAGAUGCCUAUGCUGUUCUCCUUCAUGUUGAGGUACAUUCCGGACACAAUCCGAAUCAAAACGACAUGGGAGCACUAAAAGUGUACACUGUCAAAGAUCAACAGGAAUACGCUUUCUAUAUCGGAACACAUUUCUAUGAGCAAAAUGCUUGGUCUGUCAAUUCUGUUAACAUGUGGUUGCCGAUCUCUUCCAAUGGUACUGUUUUCACGGAGUUAAUUGGCAACCUAGCUUCGGGGAGUGCGUUUUGUUUGGUACACAUUGCUGGAUAUUAUUGAAUUCACGAAAGCGAAUUGACUUAUCCAUCUAGAAUAUUAAAUAAGUUGAUAUAAAUUAGGUUCUGAGCUUGUUUGCUUCUGUCCGUCUGUUUGUGUGUAUGUUUGUUUGUUUGUCUUUCUGCGAUGCCAUAAUUAGCAGUAAAACAAGUUCAAGGUUUUACCUUA